UCCAAUUCCAAAUUUUAGCUCACUUAAUUAUGUGGAUCGCUCUUAUUACCAAUUGUAAACAGCAGUUGGUACUUAUUUAUUUCGCUGCGGAAUAUUGUUUCUGUCCAUACGAUUCAAUUUGAAUGCAAUGUUUAAUCAACAUUUGUACUUGAGGAUUUUCCUCCGUAAUAAUAAUCCGUUUUCAUAAUAAAACAUCAUUUCGCCUAAAAUCAUUGAAAUAUUUAUUGCAUAUUACAUAUGUAUGUACGCUACUUACUAAUGAACACAGUUUCAUGCCUAUUUACGUACUUACUUACCACGCAUGUAAAUGUUUAUUUUCAAGACUUUCUUAUCACGUCCUGCACGUAGUUUGCAAGUAAAUACUUCUGCAUUUCUAUACCCAUGACGAAAACAUGAAAACAGGCCGUACAAUAACAAGAAAGUGAAAAUACAAUUUCCGAUUCAUGUACGAAACCAAUGUAACCAGAAAUCUAUUAAAUAUCUGCAACAUGACUGAAUUCACGCAUCGACUAAUAGUAAAUACAUGUGAAUUUCGCAUUGCUCCCAAUCUGUCCUUACACAAGUAAAUUUCAGCCAGGGGAGGAAACCAAGAAAACUCUGACAGAUUUGAGCGAGAAAUUGAAUUAAUUUAUUUUUCUAUCCAAACUUAUAAUAUUAGUCCGUCUCUAAAAGUAAGUAUAUACAUAUGUAAUAUGCGUGUAAUACGUUAUUUGGUAUGCAAAUAUGUAUAGCAUUGGCUGCUGGAUCGGAAUAAUUGUUUUUUUAGUACGGGAAAAUUGAGAGAAUUUGUCGAACGGGACGGAGAAAUGUGUGAGGGUUGUUGUUGACAGUUGAAGUGCUGCUGUCCUGCGAAGUCAACUCUGGGCAUUUGACUAGCCAGCGCCAUCAACUAUUCGGUUGUGGAGAAAGUCGCUGGACUCGGGCGAAGGACAAGAUAUGAAUAGAUUAGCCAAAAAGUCAAGUCACAAGAAAGUGAGUAAAUUUGACGUUGUAAAGUCCGUUCGGAGCAAAUGAUGGAUCGUUUCCUCCGAACUUGAAUCCAAAUUCCAAAUCUAACUCACCGGUCUGACUCCCAGGGUUGCGCAGAGGGGAAUGGAUCGUGUGAUUUUCAGGGAGAAAAUUACAUCCAGAGUCCAAAUGCAUGUGAAAUUUUCGUGAUUUUAGAAUUUUAGCCGUGUUGUAAAAAAGAAAUGCUGAAUAGUGAGUUAAAAAACUACUUAUGAAUAUGAGGACGUAAGUCAUUUUUUUAUGUUCCCUGCUGCAUUUUUCAGCAAAUCGUUCUGAAUUUACUAACACUUGCCCAUUUCUCAUGUCACUCUUCCCACCAAACUCGGACUUCAAUCUAUAAAUGUCCAGCAAACAUUAGAAACGAUUCGAAUUCAGAAUGUUGAAUCGAAUGUUGAAUCGAUUCAAUAAUAAAAUAGUCGAUAAAAACUGUCAACGCUGAACAAAACUCUGGUUCGCGAUUGAAUAGAGCAGACCAACGAGGAUGACAUGGAGAACAUUAGCAAGGAUUCUAUCCUCAAAAAAAUGGAACCAACCCGCACCCAUGCCGAGUCUAAAAUUCUCCUGUAAAACAUUUCGCGUAAUUUCCUUAAGACUUUCUACUCCGGGUUCAAACGAUAAAUUUAAAGUGUAAUUUGGCUGAAACGAGGGGAAAUAAAUAGAUUAAGAGUUUAAAAGAGUUUAGGGAGAUUAAAGUCUGCUCGGUCGGGCAGUUGGACUAAUGUACUUGCACGAUUUCCAACUCACAAAUUUCCCAAGCCGACGACAUUCAAACGGAGAACAUUAGAGAUACUUUUACUUUUAGUUAUCUCGACUCAAGGUGGACCGUCCACUAAUUCCACGCAAUGCAAAUCCCACCUCGACCCACCCAGCCACGCCGUCCCAUCCCCUCGUCCUGGGUGCACUAUCCUUGGCGACGAAAUGUGAGCUGGCUGUCGUCAACUGGUGAAAAACUCGAGUCUUUUUAUUUCAAAACUUUGUAAUACUUUUCCAAAAAUUUGUUUAGUGGAACAAAGUUGCAAUAAAAAUAAAACACUGGAAAUGUAAAAAGUCAAGCGGAGUUGUAAGCUGGAGACUCAAUGCUUAAUGUCGUAUACCCGAUGCUGAGAAAAUCGAGAGAAAUCGUGGUUGGAGUAAAUUCCUGUCUUAUCGUGUCCCACCGCGGUGGGACAGGAUGAGACAGGAUGAGAAUUUGCAUAACGCACAACUCAAGGGUGGAGGAUGAUAUUUCGCUCAUUUGUCUCAUAUUUUCUCCAUAACAAAAAUAAAAGAGAGUAAUUAUACUUUUUAAUAGACCAGAAGCCUUAAAAACCUGGUUCACACCGAGAACGAUGUCCCGCCCAUCCGUUCUGAAUCAAACAAUUAUCGAGGAGUCGUAAGAACAGAGGAGACUAUUUUGCCAAAAUCGUCUGCACUCAGCAACAAAUCCUCCGCUCGAGUUCGACGUAUCUCUGCCCGAUCGAAAACUCCAGUAGGGGAAUUUCCACUUUUGGGAGGAUACAUUGCGGCUGCUUCUGCUAUGGAACCGAGCAAUGAUAAGGUGAUCAAAGCACCUUCAGACAAUGAAACUGGUGUCCAAUUUUCUUCUCAAACUAGUCUUCAAUUCAAACCAUCUCGGUCUAAACAAGCAAAAAUUGUGUCUCUUCCACCUUCUAAAUUGACCCAAGCCAUUAUUGAGGAUCUCGCAGCUUGUUCUCCUGCUCCUCAGCCGUCCCCAGAUAAUAAAAAACGUCGAAGAAUGCGAUCAAACGCUGAGACAUCUAAGGCUACUGCACAAGUCGAAAUCGUUGAGACUAGAAAGCCAUUGACCAGAUCAGGAAGUCGCAUCAACAGCCAAAGCUCUACAUCUUCCAUCAGCCGAGUCAAGAGCGAAAGCCCAGUCUCAUCUUCCGCCGCAGGGGAGGAGUCCAAGUCGAGUGGAAGACCUGUCCGUAAAUUGAAAUGUACUGUGAAAGGAUUUGCACCCGAAUUGUCAACUGUAGUUGGGGAAUCAACUUCAAUGAUUGACCCGUCCAUUGUCGAUAAGACUCAACAAUUAUCGUCCCUUGGAGGAAAAGAAUCACCAGCCCCAACUUCUCAACCAACAAUGCUAGGAUGUUCUGGAAAUGUGGGGAUAAAUCAAAAUGAGUGCCAGUUUUGUUUUAAAUCGUUUGGGAGUCCUUACCAUUUGAAUCGGCACCUACAAACUCGAGAGCGCCUAAUUCUGAAUGGAGACAUAUUGCCAAACACUUGCCCAACUCGCAGGCUGCCGAUCCCGGAUCCGGCGACGGGACGAAAUACCUAUCCCUGUGGUGACGCUUCGUGUGGUCAAGUAUUUCGUACUUCUAUUGAGCGGACAAAUCACGAACGAACCCAUGUUGUGAAAGAAAAUGACAGUUUAAGUACGGAAGGGAGGAAAAAAUUUCAAUGCCCCAAUCCCAGUUGUGGCCGCCUCUUAUGUAACAAAGAGAAGCUCGAUGAUCAUAUUAAGAAAUGUGGUAUCGAUGACAAAUUUAAGUCGCGUCACUCAAGAGUUCCCAGGCCAGUUUACGAACUGAAUCAGGAUGAAAUAUUCGAAUGCGGUGAUUGUGGGAAGACAUUCACCACGUCGAAUGGUAUUCAUUUCCACAAAAUCAGAUUUCAUACUCGUUUUCCUCCUCUUUCGGAAAUGAGUUUGUCAAUAAUGCAACGUAAGAACCCGUUGAAGUUUACUAAUGGAUUUGCCAUUCGAGAAGAGCAUCACAAGAGCCUAGAUGAUCCCAACUUCCGUCCAGAAUUGGAGUGGCUAUACAAGUGGGUUCUCGGGCACAUGAACUACAUGGUCCAAAAAACCAACGAUCACAAAUACGGAGUAUACUUGGCCGGCUCCCUAGGAACUAACUUCAACUCCAGCCAGGACGUUGGGGAUUUCAUUAAGGACAACCCUGAAUCAUUUAAUCCAUAUUGGGGUUCUGACACUGGAGGAUCUCCAGAUAUUAGCAGCCGUCAUAGAACUUGGCCUGAUAUGUCCCCGCUUGGGAGGGCCGCCCAACUGCGCAUGCAGAUUGCGUGCUUGGAACGAAAAAACUUUCUGGGUAAUUGGUUGGACAAGGAGACGAAAAUGCGAGAGCAAGAAGCUCUCAUGAUUUUGAUGUGCCUGAUCGAUGCUGAAUAUGAGCCACUUCAUGGGAUUCCCCAAUACAAAUUUUUGAACAAAAGAAGGGAGCUCAAGGCCCUAGCUCAUCUGACAGAUGAAUUUAUCCGUCCUUACAUUCAAAAGGCCCUCAAAGGAGUCCAGUUAUUGUGCUUUGAAAAGGGAUGUGACAUGUCCUGUGAAGCUUUGGUCCAUCCGGAUUGGUCGAAGAUGUUGCUAGUGGAUAUGACAAAGGUCAAUGAUGAAGAGGACGAGACUCACGAGACUGAUGAAGAUGGUGCAAUGGAUUGGGAAAAAGAGCCAGGACAUGGGGAUGAUGCACCAAUGAAACUCCCCCGACUCAGCGAUGAAGUCGACAUACAAACGGAAGUGGAAUCACGACUUAAACAACUUCGAGAAGAGAUGAAAAAAUUCGACCCUAACCACUACGUUUACACAGUCAUUACUCCAGAUGCUCGCGAAUUUGGUGCGGACACGUCCGCUGAAGAUAUCUGUACACAGAUCCUGGUCAAAAAGCGAAAUGACAUCACCAUCCCAAUCUACACAGGUGUUAACAAUAAAGAGGAAAUGGCAAAAUAUGAGUCUCACGCAGUUCGCCGUCAAAUUAAAUCCGGAAGUAUUGGGAUUGUCAUUGAUGUAAAAGAGUUCCCAUCCAGGCGUCUGGCUCGUAUGGAGGAAUGUCUUCGACUGCUUCAUUCUUUCAUCCAAUGCCGGUUUUGGAAGAAAGGGAUGAAGUUCGAUCCGCUAAACCAACACAUGGAAUGGCUUCAUCUCUCAUUGUGCAGCGAGAAGCAGAUCAAGCAGGCAAUUUUCUGGGGACUCCUCGGAGUACUCCCUGUCAUUCUUUGUUCUCCGGAAAAAAUUCCAACGUUAUCUGCAUUGUUUAAAUGCAGCGGCUACCCAAUUUUUUUGCACAGCCAGGUCCUGAAAGCAUCCAAAUAUUAAUUUUCUGGCUUUUUUGUUUUUACUUCUCGUAUUUUCUUAAUUUUGAAUCUAAUAAAAGAUUACUAGCUUGAAUUAA
This is a messenger RNA of Folsomia candida, 5138 nucleotides long. RefSeq lists its product as uncharacterized. The record is from RefSeq and is a predicted model, not a curated record. Gene Ontology annotation, molecular function: RNA polymerase II cis-regulatory region sequence-specific DNA binding; DNA-binding transcription factor activity, RNA polymerase II-specific. Lineage: Eukaryota; Metazoa; Arthropoda; Collembola; Entomobryomorpha; Isotomidae. The transcript is spliced from 8 exons. The coding region runs from base 2525 to 5062 and encodes 845 amino acids. Gene Ontology annotation, biological process: regulation of DNA-templated transcription.